AUGGGCAACCACAUCUCCUGCGUGCAUAUCCGCCCUGACCCACCGGUGGAGACUAUUAAGCUCAUCAAAUCCGAUGGGCUGGUGAAGAUCUACGAUCGACCCAUACACGUAUCAGAGCUGUUGGUGGAGUAUCCGAAGCAUCUGGUGUGCCGCUCGGAUUCUUUCUAUAUAGGGCAAAAGAUCCCGGCUUUGUCUGAAAACGACCAGCUUCAGCUUGGACACAAGUACUUUCUCCUCCCUAAACAUUGUUUCCAGUCGGUUCUAUCAUUUGUUACCAUCGCCUCCUUUGUCAACACUUCCUCCCAGCCCCCCUCGUCAUCUUCCUCUAGCAGAGACUCAAGAAAUGCGCUCCUAAAGAAGGCUGCCACUUGCCAACCCUUUGAUAUACAAAAAUCUCCAUCUGGGUGCCUGAGGAUACGCGUGUCUGAUGAGUUUAUAUCGCAACUGAUGGAACAAGACAAAAUCAAGGAGUCUGAGCAAGAUGAUAGCUCAAGUAAAAGCAGGAGCAGAAUAUGUACCACUCCUCAGUUACAGAAGGAUUACAGGUUGCUAGUUGCGUCACGUCAAUGGAAACCCAAGCUGGAUACAAUAAAGGAGAAGGAGAAGCGAAAGCUUUCUUCAUUUGGAAUGAAGAGAAGGAAGAAAUCUCAAUCUAAAGGAAACCAAAAGGGAACUCAUAAAACAUCAGAACUCCAUCUUCACGCAGCAUCAACAAAAUCUUCUUCAAAAGCCAAGAUUAAGAUCAAAUUAAGAAAAUGA
Molecule: messenger RNA, 759 nt
Organism: Manihot esculenta (cassava)
Lineage: Eukaryota; Viridiplantae; Streptophyta; Magnoliopsida; Malpighiales; Euphorbiaceae
Exons: 1
Coding region: 1-759 (252 amino acids)
Source: RefSeq, a predicted model, not a curated record